AUGUAUCGAUCAAAGAAGAAGAAAAAUUCCAAAGCAUCUAAUCGUGAUACACAUGAAAGUAGUCCACAGUCAAUAAUGAUGAAUAAUCAAAAUCUUAAUAAUAAAAUUGAAACGGAACCAGUUAAAUCAGAAUCAGCUAUUCGUAUAUUAAUUGGUAUUAUAGGUGUAUCAUUAUUAUCUGUACCCAUAUGUUAUAUAUUAUCUUAUAUGAAACAAAUGAAAAAUUCAUUGAAUGUAUUUCUUUAUGCUGCAGUAAUUUGUAUAUCUGUUGCACCAUUAACAUAUUUUCUAUUAAUAAAACAUUUAUUACAUGUGAAAAAAGAAAUGUAUUUUUAUGUAUUUACAAUAUUUUCAUUUACAGCUAUUGCUGAUCUUUUAUUAGCUUUAACAAUUGAUGAUUAUUCAUCGGCUUUUCAUUUUUAUUUAAAUCAAGGUGAAGUUUAUUUGAAAACUUCUCAUGGUUUAUAUAUUAAUUAUUGGGAUGGUACAACACAUUAUACAUUAUAUUUAAUAAUGUUAUAUUGUAUGUUAAAACAAAAAACUGAAACAAAAUUCUUUCGUUUUCUAUCAUUAUUUUGGUGUGGUUCUAUUAUUAAUUCAUUAAUUGUAUUGCUUGGUGGUGCUGCUCUUGGUCAAUAUGGAACACAUAUAAAACCAUCAUAUUUAUUAAACAUACCUUAUACAGUUUGUCCAAUCAUAUUCAUGGUACGACAAUUUAAUUUACGUUCUAAUUUUAUUCAACAAGAAAGAAAAAAAAUUAAAAAAUCCAACAUUCUUAAAUCAUUAAUUUUUCGUCCACUCGAUAUAUUUUUCAUUGUUUAUAUGUUAUUUGCUAUAAUAUUUGCAAUUUUUCGUGCGUUACACGCUUUGAAAGUUCCAAUGACGUCUAAAAGUAUUUAUUUUGACUAUGAACCUUAUAUAUUAAAUGCAUCAGGAUUUCCAUUGAUUCAACUUUUAACAUAUGCAUUUUAUUUCGUACCAUAUUAUUGUUCAGCUAUCAAUGCAUUAAUAUUCUAUCAUAAACAACCAUCAAAAUUUCAAUGGUUACCAGAUUGGACUAUGGUACAUGCUGGUGCUGCUGCUCAAGCACAAUUUUCUUAUUUAUUUUCUUCCUUACAUAACCCACCAUUAUUUCCUGACUCAUCAUGGGCACCAAUUCCAUCUCAAUAUUGGUUUACUAGUGUUAGUCUUAAUGCUAUUUUAGCAAUUGUACCACAACUAUUUGCUUUUCGUAUUUGUGUUGGAAAUAGAGAUAAGGAUUUUUAUUGA
This is a messenger RNA of Rotaria sp. Silwood2, 1269 nucleotides long. NCBI's taxonomy places the organism in Eukaryota, Metazoa, Rotifera, Eurotatoria, Philodinida, Philodinidae. The record is from the annotation of a GenBank genome assembly.